This is a messenger RNA of Racocetra persica, 145 nucleotides long. The record is from the annotation of a GenBank genome assembly. NCBI's taxonomy places the organism in Eukaryota, Fungi, Glomeromycota, Glomeromycetes, Diversisporales, Gigasporaceae.
AGUUGAUUCACCAAAAGCCAGCAAAGUAGGGGCAAAAGCGGCUAUCAAAGUAGUAGCAAUAGAUGUGGUGCUGCCAACUACAAAGGUGAUUAAGAAAGAAAAGCCAAAAGCGGAAUACAAGGCUAACGAAGCAGCUGCUGUCUGA